AUGGUUGUUAUCGAUGAAUUUUCUGAAGGAUCUUCAUCUUCUUCAUUAACUCAAGCUCAUAGAUAUGAUGUAUUUAUAAGUUUCAGAGGUGUUGACACUUGUCAUAGUUUCACUAAUCACCUUUAUAAUGCCCUCAUCCAUGCCAACAUCACUACCUUCUUAGAUGAUGAAGAGAUUGAAACAGGGGAAGAUCUGAAACCAGAAUUAGAGAGUGCCAUUAAAGCAUCCAGGGCUUCUGUUAUUGUGUUGUCAAAAAAUUAUGCUACUUCCACUUGGUGUCUUGAUGAACUGGUGUUGAUCCUUGAGCAGCGUAUGAAAUCCAGUCAUGUUGUAAUCCCCAUCUUUUAUCAUGUUGAGCCCACCCAUGUCAGGAAGCAACAAAGUAGCUUCGGAGAUGCAAUGGAUGAACAUAGACAGAGGAUGGAGGCAGAGACAAAUCCAAAUAAAAGAAGUAAAUUAGCUCAAAAGAUAGAUAGGUGGAAUAAAGCGCUUAUAGAAGUUGCUGAUUUAAAAGGGAAGGAUAUUAAGGACAGGCUAGAGGUGGAGUUUAUUGAUGAAAUUGUCAAAGACAUCUUCCGUAAUCUACGUAUAUCCUCAAGGUUUGAACUUCCACAACUUAUUGGGAUGGAAGAUUCCAUUAACUUCGUCACUUCAUGGCUGAAAGAUGCAUCAUCACAUACAACAGAUAUACUCACUAUUUUGGGUAUGGGUGGGAUGGGGAAGACCUCUUUAGCCAAAUAUGUCUAUUCGUUACAUUCGCAUGAAUUUGACACAAGCAGCUUUGUUGAAGGUAUCAGUAGGAAAUGUGAUGAAAAAUCUAACGGGAUGCUUGAUAUACAAAAACAACUUUGUGAUGACAUUUCAAAACCAAAUUCAGUUCAAGUUCUUGAUGACUCCAUAUACACCUCAAUGAUAGAGACUGCAGUAGCCCGUAAGAAAGUGUUUCUGGUUCUAGAUGAUAUUAGUACUCUUAAUCAAUUAGAUGCUUUACUUGGAACCAAAGGCUUAUCUUUGAUUGAUUCACAAAAGUUAUUGUGUUUUCAUGCAUUCAUGUGCAACGAUCCCAAGGCAAGUUAUGAAGAGGUGUCAGACAAACUUGUGAAGUAUUGUGAAGGACAUCCAAUGGCGCUUAAAGUUUUGGGUAGGUCUCUAUAUAAUCGGGAUGUAACUUAUUGGGUCGGGUACAUAUACAGGCUAAAGAAAGAAAGUGAUUCUCCUAUAAAUAAUGUCUUGAGAAUGAGUUUUGACUCUUUGUCAUCAAAAAAUGACAAGGGCUUGUUUAAGCAUAUUGCUUGUAUUUUUGUUGGAAUGGAUAUAAAUGAUACUGUAACAAUAUUAGAGGCAUGUGAUAUAGAAACAAAAACCGGUAUCACGAAUCUCGUUGACAAAUGCCUUCUUAGUAUCGGAUGGAAUAAUGAAUUGAUGAUGCAUGAGUUGAUUAAAGAAAUGGGAAGAUUUUUGGUACGUGAGGAAUCACUUUACAAGCCAUGGGAACGAAGUCGAAUAUGGGGCCAUGAGUCAUUGAGAGUGUUGAAACAAAACAAGGGUACGGAAAAUGUUCUAGGUCUCACCCUUGACAUGAGAAUGGUUGAGAAAGAGAAGUUACAUGGAUCACUUGAGUUGAAAACAGAUGCACCGAGUAAGAUGGAUAGGCUAAUGCUGUUACAACUCAAUUAUGUGCAAAUAACCGGCUCUUACAAGAAUUUUCCAAAAGAGUUAAGAUGGUUGUGUAUGCAUGGGUUCCCUUUGAAGUCUUUACCUUCAGACUUAUUGAUGGAGAAUCUUGUUUCUCUUGACCUGUCUUAUAGCAAUAUUGAAUCAUUUAUUGGUUGUUAUAGCUAUCCACAACGACUUCAUAAGAGGCUAAAGCAAUUGAUUGGAUCGUGCUCAAAAGACAAAAGGUUGCUUGGAUCGUUGAAGAUUCUUAAUUUAAGUUUUUGUGAACAACUUCGUAGUCUUGGUGGCUUUGACCACCUACCUAAACUUGAGAGGUUAAUACUUAGAGGUUGCAGUGGUUUGCUUGACGUUUGUGAAUCAAUUGAGCAGUGCUUAGAACUUGUCCACAUUGAUCUGAGCUACUGCAACAAGGUUGUAAAACUUCCAAGAAGCUUAGGCAUGUUAAAGAAAGUUAAAACACUAUUGCUAAACGGUUGUUAUCUCUGUGAAUCUCGAAUCAAGAUUAGGGACAUGGAUUCAUUGGAAUUGCUCAAGGCUAACAACAUUGGCAUAAACACAAUAACGUCUUCCAACGUCGUUCUAGGUGUUAUGCCAAGUUAUUCAAAGUUCUUUAUAGUUUCUUUACCUAGAUCUUUAGUAAGCUUGUCACUUGUGAAUAAUAAUUUGUCCGUCGAAUCCUUUCCAAUGGACUUUAAUUGCCCAUCCAUGUUAAAGGCAUUAUAUCUAGAUGAAAAUCCUAUCGUUUCCCUCCCGAGUUGUGAGAAGCCUUCCUAGGCUUAAGGUACUUACUAUGG
Molecule: messenger RNA, 2471 nt
Organism: Lactuca saligna
Lineage: Eukaryota; Viridiplantae; Streptophyta; Magnoliopsida; Asterales; Asteraceae
Source: the annotation of a GenBank genome assembly